UCUGGAUAUCUACCUCACACAGUUCAUCUUUGCCUUAGUAGAAUUCCCUGCACGUCUGGGCAGUUUGCCUCUCAUCCAGCACUUCGGGAGGAAAAUAUGUCAAGCAGGGGUCCUGUUGUUUGCAGGUGCAGCUUGUCUUGGGAUACUUGUUAUUCCAAAAGACCUUCCUGUGGUGGUAACCAUCAUAGCUAUAGUUGGAAAAUUUGCCGCCACUGCCAGUUUCUCCAUAGUCUAUGUUUAUACUGGAGAACUCUACCCUACCACUUUAAGGCAGAAUGGUGUAGGUCUAAACUCCAUGUGUGCUCGUGUGGCGGGCAUCCUCGCUCCGCUGAUCAGGCUCCUGGACGUCUACCAUUACACCAUUCCCAUGCUGAUAUACGGCAUCGUCCCCAUUGUUGCUGGGGGUAUUUGUUUACUCCUGCCUGAAACCCUCAAUGUUGAACUCCAGGACCACCCUGAUCUCCUAAAACCUGAGAAUGGGCCUCAGACGCGAUCCUUCAAUGAAGAGGAGCAAUCAGAAAAGAGCACCAAAAUGUAAUUUAUAUGGACGUAUAUAUAUACAUAUAUAGAAUAUAUAUAUAUAAUUAAUAGUUUGCCUGCUGUCAACUGAUAAAACGGAUUUAUCAGAAUGCAAUUAUCUAAAUGCAAAGCAUCAAUUGAAUCAUGUUGAAAUUAUGACACAUGAUUUUAUUUUUUAUUGUUACAAUCUGUUAAUAAAUGUUUUACUCCCGCAAAAGUUAUAAACUGUAUGAUAAAUUGGAUUUGUAUUUAUAUAUUAAAUGAUGCAUGUAUAUUUGCUAAUACACUUAUUUGUUUGAGUUGUUUCUUUAAGUUGUUCCUCUAAAUACAUGUUUUUAAAAUGAAUAAUACUUCAGGAACCUACACUGAACUGACUCCAGUGCAACUUCAGGUAAGUUGCCUGUUUGGCUUUAUACGCUGUAUGGUCUUCACUCUUGCUUUGUGCAUUCCCUCUCUUUUUUUGUAAAGUUAUAUUUCACUAUUAGUUAUUCUUAUUUUAUUGCCGUUUCACUGUUUGAACAUGAGGAUUGAUUUGCUCUCACUGCCUUCAAGUUUACUGUUCUCACUAUCUUUAUGACUAUGAUGAUCCUUUUACAACCCUUUCAAAGUUCUUGUGUCUAUUUUAUGCUUUGUAAACAUCAAAGGGUUACUCCAGCCAUUUAGUAAAGCAUCUUUAAGAGAGAAUUUAAUAAAUGGUGAAAGAUGUACUGCCUUAUUAUGAUCAAAUUAUAUUAAAAAUGUCUGGACUCUAUCGCCAAGCCGAGAUGACCCUGACAACCCUUUCCUAGCUUUGAUAAAGCUCUUUCAGAGUUACAGAAGACAUUUUACAACCGUUUUCACAGGAUCACUUCCCAAAAUAGAAAAUCUGAUUGAGGAAAUAGGUUUUGAUUCUAUGGCCAGCGUGGUCUUCAUGUGACCGUGUGCUCUUUAACAACUCUUCAAGUCUAUCGUGGCACAGAAGUGCACAUUUUAAACUGACAAAAUUAAAGAAAAAACACAACAAUCAGAUUCAAAAUGGCAUCUUAUAAAGGUACAAUAGGUACCUGCUGUCUUUCUUAUUCUCCUCUCAUUUAACAAGGGCCUAACUUAUACUGUGUAUUUUUGACUUAAAGAGUAGACAUAGACUACUGUGGGGUUUUCAUGUUGUAACCUGUUGAGCGAUAAGAAAAAGUGACCGCUAGUGUAUCUUUAUGGAAAUAUUGUGUUUUUCACUUCAUGGACACCGUAUUUGAAAGAUUUCUGACUCCACGUGUUUGUGACCAAUCAGAAAGAGAAGGUGGUGGUUUGGAGAUUGAGGUCGAACGACGACCCAACUCAGACUUUGAAGAGCAUUCCUGAUUAGACUUUUUUAAAGCCCUUUAUACACACUUCAUAAGUGCAGACUCUAAUUGAGAAAAGUACCCAAAGUAUUGCUCUAAAAGCAGGUGUGAUGCAACUGAUGAGGAUGAGCUGCACUCCAGCUGGACUUCAGCCUUAAGGAUCCUGACAUCACAUUUCAAUACUUUGGUAGUCUGGGAGGCCAUAAAAGCACUGUGAUUGUCAGUUUAAACAUUAACUUGCAGGACUAGAGUCAAGUUGACAGUCGGUGGCUGGACGUUUUCUUUUUAAGCCGGACCUUUCUCUGUCCUACGCUGAACAUCCAGAUACCAAAUAUGAGCAACUUCGGGCAGAUCCUGAAGGAGAUUGGAGAGUUUGGUUUGUUUCAGAAGCGUUUAGUGGCAGCGUUAAGUAUCCCCAUCGUGUUUACAGCUUUUGAUAUAAUCGGUCAGGUGUUCACGGGCCUGAGCUUCCCACAUCACUGUAACACUGACUGGAUCUUGAAGCUUGGGCCAAACCUGACGGAUGAGAGACAAAAUAAUCUCACCCUCCCUGUGAACAAGGAUGGGAAGUAUGAAAGCUGUGAAAUGUUCUCACCUGUGGAUUUGGAUUUGGAAAUAAUUGAAGCGUCUGGGAUGAACACUACAACUGGAUGCAUAAAUGGUUGGGAUUUUGAGGCCCCCAAAGGUGCCUCCAGCAUCGUGACAGAGUUCAACCUGGUGUGUGACAGAAGCAGUUUGAUUGAGGCGUCACAGUCCAUCUACAUGGCCGGUCUUCUGAUUGGAGCGCUGGUUUUGGGGCAGAUGGCUGACAGGUUUGGUCGACGCUUUGUGGUCCUGCUUUCACUCCUUCUCCUGCUGGUGUUUGGUGUCGGUGCUGGUUUCUCACCCAACAUCUAUGUUUACAUUGUUCUCAAAUUUUUAAGUGCCUUCUCCGUUUCAGGCAUUCUUGUUAAUGCAUUUGUGAUAGGUGGAGAGUGGAGUGAUUCCUCCAAGUUUGCUUUCUGCACCAUUAUCUGCAACACUGCUGUCCCUCUUGGACUGAUGCUGUUGUCUGGCAUUGCCUAUUUGAUCCCUAACUGGAGGAUCCUGCAGCUGGUGCUCUACAGCCCUCUUGUCGUUGUCCUGGGAAUCUUUUACUGGAUUCUUCCAGAGUCAGCUCGCUGGCUCAUCACUCAGGGCAGGAAGGAGGAAGCCAUAAAGGAGGUCCGGAGGGCUGCCAGGGUGAACGGAAGGGAGGUCCCAGAAGAUCUGCUCAACAAGCUGGACGAUGAGGGUACAUCCAAAAGAAGAAGCAUGUUGGACAUCUUCAGGAUAUCAUAUCUGAGAAAACGUGCGAUCAUUAUGAGCUACGUGUGGUUUGGAACAAGUCUGGUGUACUAUGGACUGAUCCUGAAUGUGGGCACUUUUGGUCUGGAUAUCUACCUCACACAGUUCAUCUUUGCCUUAGUAGAAUUCCCUGCACGUCUGGGCAGUUUGCCUCUCAUCCAGCACUUCGGGAGGAAAAUAUGUCAAGCAGGGGUCCUGUUGUUUGCAGGUGCAGCUUGUCUUGGGAUACUUGUUAUUCCAAAAGACCUUCCUGUGGUGGUAACCAUCAUAGCUGUACUUGCUGCAUUUGCCGCCACUGCCAGUUUCUCCAUAGUCUAUGUUUAUACUGCAGAACUCUACCCUACCACUUUAAGGCAGAAUGGUGUAGGUCUAAACUCCAUGUGUGCUCGUGUGGCGGGCAUCCUCGCUCCGCUGAUCAGGCUCCUGGACGUCUACCAUUACACCAUUCCCAUGCUGAUAUACGGCAUCGUCCCCAUUGUUGCUGGGGGUAUUUGUUUACUCCUGCCUGAAACCCUCAAUGUUGAACUCCAGGACCACCCUGAUCACCUAAAACCUGAGAAUGGGCCUCAGACGCGAUCCUUCAAUGAAGAGGAGCAAUCAGAAAAGAGCACCAAAAUGUAAUUUAUAUGGAAGUAUAUAUAUACAUAUAUAUUUAUAUA
Anarrhichthys ocellatus (wolf-eel) is the source of this 3823-nucleotide messenger RNA. It is a transcript of the gene slc22a13b, whose product is annotated as solute carrier family 22 member 13b. The coding region runs from base 2172 to 3785 and encodes 537 amino acids. The record is from RefSeq and is a predicted model, not a curated record. Gene Ontology annotation, biological process: transmembrane transport. The transcript is spliced from 13 exons. Lineage: Eukaryota; Metazoa; Chordata; Actinopteri; Perciformes; Anarhichadidae. Gene Ontology annotation, molecular function: transmembrane transporter activity. Gene Ontology annotation, cellular component: membrane.